Messenger RNA from Trypanosoma theileri, 2733 nucleotides. Its product is annotated as putative casein kinase II, alpha chain. The transcript has a single exon. The coding region runs from base 1 to 2733 and encodes 910 amino acids. NCBI's taxonomy places the organism in Eukaryota, Euglenozoa, Kinetoplastea, Trypanosomatida, Trypanosomatidae. The record is from RefSeq and is a predicted model, not a curated record.
AUGUUACAUGAUGUAGAGGACACCUUUCUCACCUUACAAGACGCCUUUACAACGGCAAUACAGUUUUUUGCGAAGAGAAUUGUGCCACAUGGUGCUCCACUAACGGAGCAGCAGGCAGUGGAUAUACUUGACGUGUACGACACACUCCUUGGGGUAGAAACAGAUGGACAUGAUAGGCUCCAGCAGCAAAGAGAACUACAAGAACGAGAACAACAACAGCGUGCACAUGUCGCACGACUCUCCCUUGAAGGUCAUUUUGCCGCCCUUCUCGUCAAUAUCUUAUCACAACAUUUAUCACAUGUUCAUCCACAAGAUGCACAGCGGCAAGAACCAUUUCUUGCACUACGUAUGCGAUCCCUAUUGUCGCUACAGCGCCUACUCAUUGCUUGCAGUGAGUCCGGAAAUGUUAUCUCAAUGCUUUGCUUUCGUAUUGUGAUACAGGAUAGUUUGCUACAGCAGCUACUUCGAGUACUUGCAGAAUCCCCAUACGAACCACUGCGUGCAGGAGUCGGGGAGACGCUUUUCAUCUUCCUUGUGCGCAUUCAUGACGCCCCCACGGGUUUUGUAGGCUGUGGCGGGGUGGAGGCGAUGUGUCGGGCGGUUGUGGCUGACCGCAGUCCCGCCGUCCGCACAGUGUGUGCCGGAGUGCUGCGGGAGUUGGCGGAGACGCACGUGGAUGGUCUCGCCGGGCCCGCGGCGGUGGAGGCGUUGCGGCGCGCGCUGAGGGACGACGGGGCGGCGGAGGUGCGGGUCCUCGCGGCGGAGGUCCUCGAGCGGGUCGUCCACCGCCGGGCCGGUGAGGCCCUCCGCGACCCCCGCGCCCUCCUCGACGCCGCCCGCCGCGCCCUUCUCCCCGGAGAAGAAGGCAGUGGAGGAGUGGGAGUGGGAGUGGGACGCGGAGGACCCCCUGAAGCUCCUGCUGUCGCUGUGGAGACCCGCACGGACCCCGUCGCGCCGGUGGAGGCCGCCGCACGCCUUCUUGAGACUGCCACAGCAGCAGCAGCCGCGCAUCGUCUUCAAGAGUACUUCGCACACGUCACCACAGAAGGGAUGGUAGAGGCACUCCUCCAACGAUUAGGCAGUCAGAGUCAUUCUCACUAUCAACAUAAUAACGGCAACGCCGCACUCGCCCGAACAUUGCGAAUGCUGCUUCAGUACACACCUCCAACAUUCGCGUUACCAUGUCGAAUUCUACAGAAUCGUGAACUGCUAGCUAUACUUUUGAAAACUAUAGUUGACGCUGGUCGUGGUAGGACUAUUCCCGGUGAGGAUUAUGCUGCCUUUCAAAUUAAAAAUGUAGAACUGGCUCUUUGUUUCGCCAUUAUCGCUUCGCAGUCAUCCUCUUAUCGUGAGUACCUUUCAAAGGAAUUGUGUGACUACCCACAAUGGGGAACUGCAAUAAAAAAAUCUGUACUUUCUUUACUGAGUGCAGCUUCUCUAGACUACUUUACUAGUAUUGAACUGUAUGAUAUCACAGGGUUUCACCUUAAUAAAUUAAAUGGAGUUAACUGGGAUGUUGAUAAUACACCUCAAAAUGAAUAUGUGGUAAAAUUAUUUCAAGAUCAGGUCCGGCGUGAAGGAGCAAAACAGAAGAGUGUAAGAUCUGAGUAUCACACAUCUUUGUUCCCAGAAGUAGAAAUCGGUUUUGUUAAAGACCAGGAGAAAAAAGUACGUCUCACCUUUCUUAUUUUGUUUCAUGCAACCAACAUUACUUUUACUGUGGAUAACAAUAUGACAGCUGAGAUGAAGCCUAACUUCUCAGAGCUACACACAGGGAAGCGUAACACACUACGAUUCCGUCUGUCCUCACCAGCUGCACUAUCCAGCAAACAUUAUAAUAUGCAACAACAACAACAACAGCAGUUUGUGGGAAAACGUGAAAAUAUUCUCUCUCCAGAUAGCUGUUUUCACUCUAACUUACCCCUUAAGGAUCAGAGUACAGUGAUAAAUGAUGAAAUGGGGGCAAUGGCUAUUGCAUAUGAUAAGUUUAAUUCCUCCAUGUCUUUUGUACUAAAGUACACACAACAUUACAGUACAAAAAAACAAAAGGUCGAAGAUGUUGUAGAAACGAAAGACGGUUACGUUGUACAUUUAUCACGACUAAAAAAUCCAUGGCAUCCUAUUGUUGAAAAUCAAAAACUUAAAACAUGGCAAGUAAAUGAUCUGAAGGUAGGAGAUCUCUUUUAUUUCUCUUUACCAUUUGAUGAUAUAGGAACAGAUACCUUGAAUGCAGUUGUAUACAAAGCUCGCAAACACAUGGCAUAUAUAAAGAGGGAACUUCUUACUGCACCACAAAGUAACAAAGGUCGUAGAUGGUUUCUCCAUGACAUGAUGAAAAAUAUUAUGCCUAACAUGAUGACACUUCUUGAGGAGCUUAAAACUAUUGUACAAAAUUAUGGUGGAGAUUCUACUCGCUUCCCCAUAUUCCUUUUCCGUGAAAAGGAAUUACACUUUGGUGAACGUUCUCUACACCCAGGAAAUAUUGUAGAAGUAAUUGACCAAAUUCAAUUUUACUUUUCGCAGAAUGUAGAAGAAACUAUUGGUGUAAAUAGUGAACGUUUACUACAGCUUAGUCAACAACUAGAUAAUAUUGAAAAAAGUGUGAACAUAAACGCUGUAUUUGACGCAUAUUCACCCUCUGUUAUCCUAUGUGGUGCUGGUGAAAACGAAGAUGAUGGUGAUGAUGGUUAUGGACAUGGCACAAUCAGCUCUGAUUCUGAAAUAGGGAAUUAG